GGUCCGAAUCGGACUAUAACUUGAUAUAGCUCCAAUAGCAUAACACUUCAUAUUCAAUAUUCUUUGUUUGCCUAAAAAGAGAUACUGCGCAUAGAACUCGACAAAUGCGAUCCAUGGUGGAGGGUAUAUAAGAUUCGGCCAGGUCGAACUUAGCACGUUCUUACUUGUUAAAGACUGUAGCGUGAUUUCAACAGACAGAUGGACCCUAUAAACUUUAUAGGGUCGGAAAUGGAUAUUUCGAUGUGUUGCAAACUAAAUGACAACAUGAAUAUACUCCCAUCCUUCGGUGUGGGUAUACAAAUGUGAAAAAAGAGUCUUUUUGCAUUUUUUGGUCAAAAAAUUUGGAAAUCGCACCACUAACGCAUACGCCUUUAUGAUGUAAGUACGACACUAAUCAAGCUCGACAACCUGUCCACUAGCAGCUAUUUUCUAACGUUUGUGUUGUAGUGAUGGAUUUGUUGUCCACACAACUACAAUUACAUUCAUUCUGUGCAUUCGAAAGUUGUGCAAACAGCUUCGAAUGCUAGACAAAGGCAACUGCUCUCGCUAAAGGGCGGAGUGACCAGGAUCGAAUUCUGGCCGGGCUUCGACGAAUUUUAUUUAGCACUUUUAUUUAUUUUUUUUUUUUUAAGAAAUUUUCUCAAAAAUCCCCUUUACAAAUAACUGCUCGUAAGCUCUUACACAUUGUCGGGCUCUCUAAACUGAAAUGACUAAUAGAUCAUCGUCUACGAUUAUGUGGCUUAUAUACCGCAGUAUCCACAUUCUGUUUUUGUUUACAAUUUUAAAUCAUCCAACGCCAUCGAAUUGAUGACGUUUCACAAGAAUUACACCACAUACCAUGCAGCUGAGGUGGUUUCUUCUGGGAUUUCAAAAGAUUUUUUACAAAAUACAAAUUAGUGUACUCUCAACUAUUCGGGAUAUAAGAUCGGCAAAACAAAAAGACUUUCUACAAAUCACCUUUGAAAAUAAAAACAUAGUGAUCAAAAAGUCAAAAGUGAACAAAAUAUCAAUCAAGCAAAAACAUCUUUGUAAGAAGCUCCAAAUAGCCGCCAUGUCUACACUUUUGCAAAAUUUCAAAGUAUUAAUCACCAAAUAUCCCAUCACAAGAGGCAUGAUUUCAUACAGUCUGAUAUGGCCCGUAAGUAGUCUGGUCCAACAGACAUUUGAGGGCAAAACUUGGGGUAAUUAUGACUGGUGGCGUUGUUUACGUUUCAGUUUGUAUGGAGGUCUCUUUGUCGCCCCUACGCUGUAUGGUUGGAUUAAGGUUUCUUCAGCCAUGUGGCCUCAGACAUCAAUUCGAACGGCUUUAGCUAAGGCAGCUGUCGAGACAAUAUCCUAUACACCAGGAGCCAUGACUUGUUUCUACUUCAUCAUGAGUUUGUUGGAGAUGAAAACCAUAGAAGAGGCAGCUUCUGAAGUUCGUAAGAAAUUUCUACCCACCUAUAAGGUUGGCGCUUCAGUGUGGCCUGUUGUGGCCACUAUCAACUUUUCUGUUAUCCCAGAGAAAAAUCGUGUGCUAUUCAUAAGUGUUUGUAGUUUAAUAUGGACCUGCUUUUUGGCCUACAUGAAACAUCUGCAGCAUCAUGAAAUGAAUGAAGAGGAUGGAUUUAUAGUAACAAAGAAAACAAAGGAAAAUUCAUGAUUGUCCCCGACGAAAAGAUAUUUUUUGUUUUUUUUUU
This is a messenger RNA of Stomoxys calcitrans (stable fly), 1679 nucleotides long. Its product is annotated as mpv17-like protein. Bases 839 to 1642 code for a protein of 267 amino acids. Lineage: Eukaryota; Metazoa; Arthropoda; Insecta; Diptera; Muscidae. The record is from RefSeq and is a predicted model, not a curated record. The transcript has 5 exons. Gene Ontology annotation, cellular component: cytoplasm; membrane.